This is a messenger RNA of Quercus robur (English oak), 1150 nucleotides long. Its product is annotated as RNA-binding KH domain-containing protein RCF3-like. The transcript is spliced from 5 exons. Gene Ontology annotation, molecular function: mRNA binding. Gene Ontology annotation, cellular component: cytoplasm; nucleus. Gene Ontology annotation, biological process: regulation of gene expression. NCBI's taxonomy places the organism in Eukaryota, Viridiplantae, Streptophyta, Magnoliopsida, Fagales, Fagaceae. The record is from RefSeq and is a predicted model, not a curated record. The annotation marks the transcript as partial.
UUGUUGGCGCACACUUCUCAGAUUGGCGCUGUGAUGGGAAAAGGUGGGAAGAACAUUAAAAGAGUGAAGAGUGAUAGCGGUGCUAAGUUUAUCAGAAUCUUGCGGACCCACCCACAUUCCACUGAACGACCACCAAUUGAUUCAGGUCAGAUUGUUGGUGGCAUUUUGGCUGUGAAGAAAGCACUGAUUGAUGUUUCUACCAGUCUCCAAGACAAAACCCCAACCCCUUUAAAUAGACCUAUUGGAGGCUCUUCUUCUGGAGCCUCUCCUGAUGAGUUUUUCCCAAAUCUUAGUACAUUGUUUCCAGCUUUGCCUGGUAAAAACAGUUAUUUGAAUGUAAAUACUUGGUCGUCUGAUGCAGUUUCGGCCCAAGAAUUGAGCGAUAAACAAGAAGUUAUAUUCAGAAUGCUCUGUUCUAAUAAUGCAGCUGGUUAUGUGAUUGGCAAAAAAGGAACUAUAGUCAGAGCUAUGCAGAACGAAGCUGGCGCUUCUAUAAUGUUUGCAGUUCCUUUAACGGAGUCCCGUGAGCGUGUGGUCACCAUCUCUGCGUGGGAGAACAUUGAAUCCUGCUACUCUCCUGCACAAAAGGCUGUAGCUCUUGUAUUCACUAGAAUUAUUAAGGGAAUCGUUGAAAGGUAUCCACCAGGCUGGAGUCAGGGAAGACUUGUAACUGCAAAGCUUCUAGUUGCAUCGGACUCGGUUGGUUGUUUGGGUGGCAAUGAAGGUGAGGUGCUUUCAGAAAUGAGAGGACUCACUGGUGCUGAUAUACGGAUACUGGAUGGGGACCACAUUCGGAAUUGUGCUUCAGGGAAUGAUGUAGUAGUACAGUAUAGAAGUGUACAGGAUGCUCUGUUUCAAGUCACUUGUAGUCUAAGGGAUAAUCUUUUGCCGGGUGAGGUGCGCAAGGCAGUAAGAGCGAAGUACCCGUAUAUGAGAUUGAUCGUGGACCCUCUGAGAAAUGAUCCUGUUCCUCACAACAUAGGUGCUCUUUCUCCAUCAAGGUUGCCAUUCCCAAAGACCUUGGGAAGAGGACAAACAACAGCAAUCUCAGAUAGUGGAAGUGGCUUGAGAACAUUUGGUGAGGAUUUACAGCUUGGGAGGUCAGUAUUUCGUGACAGACUAUUGAUAUUUUACUUUUAUUUUUUCUGAA